Messenger RNA from Sorghum bicolor (sorghum), 2391 nucleotides. RefSeq names its product nucleotide pyrophosphatase/phosphodiesterase. NCBI's taxonomy places the organism in Eukaryota, Viridiplantae, Streptophyta, Magnoliopsida, Poales, Poaceae. The record is from RefSeq and is a predicted model, not a curated record. The transcript has 7 exons. The coding region runs from base 36 to 2054 and encodes 672 amino acids. Gene Ontology annotation, molecular function: acid phosphatase activity; metal ion binding.
ACAAUGCCACCGCCGCCUGAGUACUUUUGGAGUUGAUGCCCUCCGUGCAACACGCGCGGACUAUUAAAAUCCCCGCCCCAGUAGCCUCGUGUGUUUUAAAGCGACCGCGGGAGCCAUCGGGCCAUCGCCGGCGGCCGAGAGCUCGUGUAGGUGUAGCGGCUGUUCCCAUGGCGUGGGCGUCAGGAGGCGCGGCGGCGGCGAUGGCGGUCGCUCUGGUGGCGGCCACGUUGCUGGGGACGGCGAGCGCAUCCCCGGCGGAAGGGAUCCAGCCGCUUUCCAAGAUCGCCGUCCACAAGGCCACCGUCGAAAUGCAGCCGUCGGCGUACGUGCGGGCGACGCCGUCGCUGCUCGGGGAGCAGGGAGAAGAUACUGAAUGGGUGACGGUGAAGUACGGCCGGAGAAUCCCUACCAUCGACGACUGGAUCGCCGUCUUCUCUCCAGCUGAUUUCAACUCGUCAGCUACGUGUCCUAACCCAUGGCCAGCAGAACCGCCGUAUCUCUGCACAGCACCCAUCAAGUAUCAGUACGCCAAUUACUCGGAAAACUACAUCUACCGGGGCAAGGGCAGCAUCCGGCUGCAGCUCAUCAACCAGCGCUCCGACUUCUCCUUCGCCCUCUUCACCGGCGGCCUCGACAACCCGAAGCUGAUCGCGGUGUCGGAGCCGAUCGCCUUCAAGAACCCCAAGGCGCCGGUGUUCCCGCGCCUGGCGCAGGGCAAGUCCCACGACGAGAUGACCGUGACGUGGACCAGCGGCUACGACAUCAGCGAGGCCUACCCGUUCGUGGAGUGGGGCGCCUUGGUCGCCGCCGGCGCCGGCGCCGCCCAUCCCCAGCAGGCCGCGCGCACUCCCGCCGGGACGCUCACCUUCAGCCGCGGCAGCAUGUGCGGCGAGCCGGCGCGCACCGUCGGGUGGAGGGACCCCGGCUUCAUCCACACCGCCUUCCUCAGGGACCUCUGGCCCAACAAAGAGUACUACUACAGGAUCGGGCACGAGCUCCACGACGGGUCCGUGGUGUGGGGCAAUCGGCCCUACACGUUCCGUGCGCCGCCGUCGCCGGGGCAGAAGUCGCUGCAGCGCGUCAUCGUGUUCGGCGACAUGGGAAAGGCGGAGCGAGACGGGUCGAACGAGUACGCGGCGUACCAACCGGGGUCGCUGAACACGACGGACGCGCUGAUCAGCGACCUGGACAACUACGACGUCGUGUUCCACAUCGGCGACAUGCCGUACGCCAACGGGUACAUCUCGCAGUGGGACCAGUUCACCGCCCAGGUGGCGCCCAUCACCGCCCGGAAGCCCUACAUGGUGGCUAGCGGCAACCACGAGCGUGACUGGCCCGACACGGCGGCGUUCUGGGACGUGGAGGACUCCGGCGGCGAGUGCGGCGUGCCGGCCGAGACCUACUACUACUACCCCGCCGAGAACAGGGCAAACUUCUGGUACAAGGUGGACUACGGCAUGUUCCGGUUCUGCGUCGCCGACUCGGAGCACGACUGGCGGAUCGGCACGCCGCAGUACGAGUUCAUCGAGCACUGCCUGUCGACGGUGGACCGGAAGCACCAGCCGUGGCUCGUCUUCGCGGCGCACCGCGUGCUGGGCUACUCCUCCAACGCCUGGUACGCGGGCGAAGGGUCCUUCGAGGAGCCCGAGGGCCGCGAGAACCUGCAGAAGCUCUGGCAGAAGUAUCGCGUCGACAUCGCCUUCUUCGGCCACGUCCAUAACUACGAGAGGACCUGCCCUAUGUACCAGAGCCAGUGCAUGACCAGCGAGAAGAGCCACUACUCCGGGACGAUGAACGGGACCAUCUUCGUGGUGGCCGGCGGCGGCGGCUGCCACCUGUCGGAGUACACGACGGCGAUCCCCAGGUGGAGCAUCUACCGUGACAAGGACUACGGGUUCGUCAAGCUCACGGCGUUCAACCACUCGUCGCUGCUGUUCGAGUACAAGAAGAGCAGCGACGGCAAGGUCUAUGACUCUUUCACCGUCGACAGGGAGUACCGCGACGUGCUCAGAUGCGUGCAUGACAGCUGCUUUCCGACGACGCUCGCCACCUAAAGGCUUUGUGUGUGGUUUAGUAGGGAUUAGAAGAGAUUCAGGAUAAUUUUAUCAUCUACAAGUCAAAAUCUCCUUCAAUCCUCUCGAAGCCUUGUUUGGCUGUAAUCAGAUUCACCUCAUUCUAUAUGUGGGUUAAGGUGAAUUAAAUUAAAGGUGGAAUCAGUAGUGCUAGCUACUAGUAGUCAUGAGGAGCUUGUGUUAGCUUGUUAGGUGCAGUGUGGUCAUGCAUGGCUUCGAUCUCAUGUGGCCCUCAACUCAACUUUCUGCAUCUACCAUUUUCGGUUAUACACUGGAGUAAAAAAAAUACCCGGCAAAUGUCAAAGCCGUUUUCAGAGUU